AUGCGCAAGGGUCCGCUCUCCGUGGGCCGGGCGCAUCAGACACCGCUCUUCGAGGAGCUGGUGGCCAAAGGCGCCUCCGGACGCCAUGCUGUGGACAUGUUCCUCAUGACGGACGCCGUGUACUUGGCACCACAAGGGGCCAAUGUGCACCUGCUGCCGUUCACAAUGAUGGACUUCUACAAGUUCGCGGGCAACCCGUCCAAGGGGACCGACCACCCGAACCCACGGGUGAAGUUUGUUGGUGGCGUGGCCGACAUCAUAUGCGAGCUCAUCCUGCCAUGUGUGCCAUCGGUGCAAGAAGUUGCCAAGGACGCCUCGGUGCUUGUCACCUCAGCUUUAGCACGUCCGCUGGCGCUGCUGCUGGGUUCAAAGAACGGCAUCCCAGUGAGCAUCGUCCACCUGCAGCCGCUGGUGCCGACGCGCGACUUCCCGCACUAUUCACACACGGAGGCCUUCCUCGAGGCGAUCCUCUCCAAGAAGGGCGACGAUGCCAACGUCGAAACCUACACCUUGCUGGAGCGCUUCCAGCAUGAGUUCACCGAGGAGAGGCUGGCAGGCUGGUAUCGAGAGCUGGGGGUGCCCAUGAUCCGUUUCGAAGAGGACCUUCUCCCCAUGCUGCGUGGCGAGCGGAAGGAGAUACUGGUUGCGAUCGCGUGCUGCCCAGAGCUGAUACCCGCCCUGUCUGACGCAGGCCCUCACGUCCAUCAAGUCGGCGCCCUUGCAGACCGCCUCGUUCCCAUUGGCUGGGAACCUCCUGCUGGCCUGGAGGAGUUCCUGCAGGCCUCUGCAGAGCCGCCAGUGUGUGUGGGCUACGGCUCCAUGCCCUUUGACAAGGCCGUCAGGGUUGUGGAGGCGCUGAAGCGCUUGGGCGAGAGGGCGGUUUUCGUUGGCGAUGCCCUCAAGUGCGAGGACGAUGAGUGGAUCUCUGCCAACAUCUUCCAGGUCUCGUCGGUCCCCUACCCUUGGCUCUUACCGCGAUGCAGCAUGAUGCUCAGCCAUGGCGGGGCGGGUGUCGUGAACUCGACGCUACGUGCCGGCAUCCCACCUGUAAUCUCACCCCUGUUGGGGGAUCAGUUCUUCCACGCAGCUUUGCUGGAGCAGCGUGGCAUCGGCGCGCAAGCAGCAGAGCUGAAAACCCUCACGGCAGACGAUGUGGCAUCCGGCAUCCAGAAGGCGAAAGCCUGCAAAGCUGCAGCGCGCGAGGUCGGGGAGGCGUUGAGGGCCCAAAGCUACGGCCCAGAGGUUUUGGUGAAACUCCUGGCCACCGCCACGUCGUGA
Messenger RNA from Symbiodinium natans, 1278 nucleotides. Lineage: Eukaryota; Dinophyceae; Suessiales; Symbiodiniaceae. The record is from the annotation of a GenBank genome assembly.